AUGCUUACUGGCCCUUUAAGGACAGCACAGAUCUUCGCUGGUUACCCUAGUGUUCAUCAGAGUUCUGUGAAUGCUUUUAUCGCCGAGGUGUGUGUUAUAUUGCACAUAGUUUGUUACUUUGCGUUAAUGUUAACGGUUAUUGAACGUUUAUUGUUUUAGUUUUUAAACAUUUGAAACAUGAACUUGUAAAGGAUCACUUUUACUAUUAGCCUUAUUUAGGUGACCGCUUCUUUCGUUUUUGCUUUUUUCAUAUCGACUGUUCGAAAGCGGCAUUCCCACGUGAUAGUGAACAAGGUAGUGCAGAGCAUAGCUCUGGCGCUGACUUUAAUGUCAUUAGAUUUCAAUUCGACUACCACUUUGAACCCAGCACGUGAAAUCGGAUCUCGAGCGGCUUCGUUUUUGUUCGGAUACGACGAAAAGGUUUUUAGGUAUGUAUACGAUAUUCGUAUAGGUUUUAUUUUGUCAAUAUAUUAGGGUGGCUGAAUUGAAAUGAACAUGUUCUAAAAUGAAUAGAUUUGAUUUAAUGUUGUUUUAAAAAAUAUUUUCAUGAGAUUAUCAAGUUUAACAUAAACAAGAUAUAUUAAAUGGUACACGUAUUUAGUUAUCGAUCGUCAAAAUGGCUUGUGAUCGUGACUAUAGGACCGUUGAUCGGGGCUACAGUGUCUGCUUGGUUGUGUAGCUGGUUGUCGCAUUGUGGGAAUUCGAAGAAAGUGCGCAACGUGAGCGACAAGACUUGUCAGACACAACCUCACCUGUACGGUGUCCACUUUGACAAUCUGGAUUCACGGAUGUUGUGA
Bursaphelenchus okinawaensis is the source of this 797-nucleotide messenger RNA. Lineage: Eukaryota; Metazoa; Nematoda; Chromadorea; Rhabditida; Aphelenchoididae. The record is from the annotation of a GenBank genome assembly.